GAAAAAGUACCUCCGUGGAUCAAAGAUGCCAACCAGGAAGGUACAAGAUUCUUACAAUCCCUUCUAUAUUGAGCCUGAUAAGCUUGAGUCGGAAGAUUUCAGCGAUGAUUCGUUGCAUUUUGACAUCGGUCACGAUAUGGCUUCGAGCACCACAAAUCUAAAUGGUGACAAAAAAGAAAGUUCGGCACAAUCGCCGAAGAAACCUGCACUUUCUGUAAAAACCAGAAAACGGGGCUACAGUUUGCGUACCCAAUUACUCAACAAUAGUAUGCAUCAACAGGUCGAGCACUUCCUUGAGCCCCCACUUACAGAUUUACACGAUCAUGGAAAUGGUGGCGGCGGCGGUCAAGGUGCAUCAAGAGCUGUGAAUCAGACGGUCAGGUUUGACGAUGAGCCUACCCCGAUGGAAAAUAUCGAACUAAAAUCCGUUGACAACACUUACACGCCAAAUGAUUUAGAUUUCGUAAGAAACAAUGAACAAUACCCCCAGUUGACGAGCAAUAGAUUCGACACUUUGCUCACUAACGAAUCUAUCAUGGACUUGAACGACGAGGUUCUCCCGCUUACAGAUCUUAAUUUGAGUAGUAAGAGGAAUAAAAUUCGUUUGAGCGAGGAUGAUAACCACAACGAUUACUCGUAUAGAGGAGGGACUGGGAAAGCAAAAUCAAAGAGAACACUGAAAGCUUUCUCAAGUUUAAAAUUCCCAAAUAUUCUGAAACGGACAUUUUUGCUCUUGACAGGUGCUAGACCAGAGUUACCAUCCGUUGGGGGACGUCAAAUUCCGAUCACAAUGAACAUGACUAACACAGAUUUCCCAAUAGUAAAGAAUAAAAAAAAUGAAACUUUACUUGUUGAUGAACGUAUGAACACGCCUUAUGUGAACAAUGUGAUAACAUCGUCAAGGUACACUUUAAUAAGUUUUUUACCAAGACAACUAAUUGCUCAGUUCUCUAAGUUAGCAAAUUGCUACUUUCUACUUGUUUCCAUCUUGCAAUUGAUACCAUCUUGGUCUACGACAGGAACCAGUACUACCAUUAUUCCGUUGUGUAUUUUUAUUUCGAUCUCGAUGUUACGUGAGGGAUACGAAGAUAUCAGGAGACAUAAAUUAGACAAGCAGGAAAACAAUAAAACAACAAGGGUCUUAAAGGAAAUGGAAUCUCCGGAUUCAUUGUUUGAAUCCGAUAUGAGGUUUAGCAAAAGCACAACAUCUUUUUCAAGGUUGAGACCAAGUGGUCAAUCUUUUGACUUUGAUUUCGAAGAUGACUUAGAACUGGAAGACCAGUCUGCACACCCAAACUCCUUUGACAAUGAUCAACUUUUGGGCGGACUAGGGAUUGCAACUAAAAAAACAAAAUGGAAAGAUUUGAAAGUUGGCGAUGUCAUAAAACUAGAAAGUGAUGAAUGGGUUCCUGCAGACAUUGUCUUAUUGACUAGUACAAAUGAAAUGGGUGAGACUUUUAUCGAGACUAUGGCCUUGGAUGGUGAAACAAAUUUGAAAGCCAGAAUACCCAAUAUCGAGUUGCACAAAGUUGCAAACAAAGCAAAAAACUUGUUCAAUAUCUCGGGAACAGUUUUAUCUGAAGACCCAAAUUUAGAUUUAUACAACUUCGAAGGUUCAUUGGACUUGCCAAAUCUGGAAACGCAGGAAAUGAUAACUUAUCCUCUGGGUCCUGAUAGUACCAUUUAUAGAGGUUCAAUUAUUAGGAAUACUGAUAGUUGUCUUGGUAUGGUUAUUUUUACAGGUGAAGAAACCAAAAUAAGGAUGAACGCAAUCAAAAAUCCAAGAAUCAAGGCACCAAAACUACAGAGAAAAAUUAACAUGAUCGUUGCAUUCAUGGUUUUUGUUGUUUUAACCAUUUCCUGUUUCAGUUUAAUGGCAGAGAGGCUUUUUUAUAAAAAGUACAGAGACCUUACGUGGUAUACAGAUGGUGCCGAUGUUGGUGUCGCACCAACUAUAAUGGGAUUUAUUAUUAUGUUUAACACAAUGAUCCCUUUGUCUUUAUACGUCACAAUGGAAAUCAUCAAAGCUAUUCAAAUGGCAUUGCUUCAAUGGGACAUUGACAUGUAUCACUUACCCUCAGACACCCCCGCCGAGGCUCGUACUGCAACCAUUUUGGAAGAAUUGGGCCAGGUCAGCUAUAUUUUUUCUGACAAAACGGGUACUUUGACAGACAACAUCAUGAUUUUCAGAAAAUUUUCUGUAUGUGGUGUGCCAUGGAUUCAUGACAUUGACCUUCUGGUGAAAAAAUUGGAUGAUCCGAAAGAUUUUUCUGAUGUGUUUUCUAAAGAGGAGGAAAAACCAGGUGCAAUUGUGACUUCAGGACGACCAAGUAUGGCAUCGUUGUCUGAUUCAACUAGAAGAAAAAUACCCAAAGAAAACGAGUUUGAUCACCAUGAUAUCAAAUCCUCACUUGAAUUUGUCAAAUACAUUCAAGAAAAUCCUCAAUCUCUUUUCUCUAAAAAAGCCACAUUUUUUUUACUCUCUAUUGCACUAUGCCAUACAUGUUUGCCUCGAAGAGUUCAGGCAGAGGAUCGGGAUUCAAUUGACUCGUUGGAGGAAGCUUCUCCAACUGUUGCAAGCGAGGACAGGAGCGUAAGUAAUUCAACAAAUCCGUUUGUGGUAGAUCAAAACAACAAGAAUGUUGAUGAAGAUGGAAAAAUUGAAUAUCAAGCUGCUUCUCCAGAUGAGUUGGCACUCGUUCAAGCUGCAUGUGAUAUGGGAUUUAUACUUUUCAACAGGAAACAAAAAAUUGUAACUUUGAAAUCAUAUCCACAUUGUUUCGACAAGGAACCAGAACUCACGAAUUAUGAGAUUCUUGAUGUUGUUGAGUUUUCAUCGGCAAGGAAGAGGAUGUCUGUAGUAGUGAAGUUUCCCGAUAAUCGAAUUGUCCUAUUUUGCAAAGGUGCGGAUAAUAUCAUAAUGGAAAGAUUAGCCAAGGCUGACAUUGUCACCAGUGAACAGCAAAAUUUGAAAAGAUCAAUAAGUUUGAGAAAGAAAGCUGAGUCCGAUUUUGUUUUGAGCAGAAGAUCAAUUGAAAAUGCAGGAGAGACUAAUAGCCCUAGAAAUUCUUUUGCGUCAAAUAGACUGAGUUUUACAUUGAGUAGGCUCAGAAACAAUAACGAGGGUCAUGAUAACAUUAGUUCUAUUUUAGAUUCUAAUGAAGCUGGUGCUAUUUACAAGGAGUCGAAGAAAUCUCUUGAUAUGGAAAGCAGGAAAAAAUAUAAUUUAUCCCAAGAUCAAUAUAUUCCAUCUAAUAAGUGGAUCUCGGAUGAUCAUUUUGUUAUCGAGCGUACUUUACAACAUAUUGACGAAUUUUCUUCAGAUGGUUUGAGGACUUUAUUGUAUUCUUACAGGGAUUUAACUGCUCCCCAGUAUGAAGAAUGGAGUAAAAGGUACGCAACUGCCAAAACCUCACUCGUUGAUAGGUCGACCAAGAUAGAGAAUGUCGGGGCGGAAUUGGAAGAAAAUUUGUCCUUGUUAGGAUGUACGGCUAUUGAAGAUAAAUUACAGGAUGGUGUACCUGAAGCUAUUGAAAAGUUGAGACGUGCUGGAAUUAGAAUGUGGAUGCUAACUGGGGACAAAAGAGAAACUGCUAUCAAUAUUGGGUACUCUUGUAAAUUGAUCAAGGAUUAUUCUUCAGUGAUAGUUCUUUCGAUUGAGGGAGCUAAUUCCACUGAUAAGCUUAGAUCGAUUAUCACUGCUACGGAGAUCGAACUUGAUGAAGGUGGUAUAGCUCACUGUGUUAUUGUUAUUGAUGGAGCAACAUUGUCGGAAAUUGAAAAUGACCCAACCAUAAUGCCGUUAUUUAUUUCAUUAGGAGUAAAGGCCGAUUCUGUUAUUUGCUGUCGUGCCUCUCCAUCUCAGAAAGCUACAAUGGUUAGUAAAGUUCGAGAAUUGGAUCGCAGCAAAGUUACAUUAGCUAUUGGUGAUGGUGCCAAUGACAUUGCCAUGAUCCAAAGUGCUGACGUUGGUGUCGGAAUCACUGGUAAAGAAGGCUUACAAGCUGCGAGAACUUCAGACUAUUCAAUUGCUCAAUUUAGAUAUUUGUUGAAGUUGUUACUGGUUCAUGGUAGAUACAACUACAUCAGGACAUCAAAAUUUGUGUUGUGUACUUUUUACAAGGAGUUACUAUUUUAUUUGAGUCAGCUACUUUAUCAAAGGUACACGAUGUUUACUGGAUCUUCUUUAUACGAAUCAUGGUCGUUGUCGAUGUUCAAUACUUUAUUCACAUCUUUACCAGUGUUAUGCAUUGGUAUGUACGAUAAAGAUUUGAAGCCGUCGACACUCAUUUCGGUUCCAGAGUUAUACAGCAAAGGGAUCAACAAUGAAACUUUUAACUUGGUUGUUUUCAUUAAAUGGGUCAUAUUGGCAGCUACCCAAUCGAUCUCUUUAUGUUUUAUUUUAUGGUAUAUUUAUGGAUUCUCAGCUUUGAUUGACAAUACGACCUAUCCCAUGGGAGUUAUAAUGUUCACGGUCCUCAUCAUAAUUAUCAACACGAAGUUGAAUAUAAUCGAGAUGCACACAAUUACCAAACUUUCCAUCAUCUCUUGGGUUAUCUCAGUUCUUGGAUGGUGCGUUUGGUGUAUGCUAUUGGUUGGAUUGUACAAGAGUAAGAUCAAUACGAUUUUUUAUGUUCAGCACGGUCUUUUCGAGCAUUUCGGUCGGGAUCCAUCUUUUUGGGCAACGCUGCUAAUAUUAACGGUGUUGGGAAUUUGGAUCGACUUUAUUUUCUACUCAGUUUCAAUGUGUUUCAAGAUGACGGACACUGAGGUUUUCCAAAGGCUUGAAAAAGAUCCUAAUAUUGAAAAACAACUCGUGAAGAACUCUUACUAUGAAUUGAAACAGGGAUGGACUUGGUUACACGAGUCUCAGAUUGUUGAACAAGAGCCUGACGGCCUGGGCGAAUAUGAUACUUUGAAAAAGCAUGUUUAUAAUUUUCGGUCUUUCAUGAAGAAAGGAUCGAUCCACCCGAGCGACUUCACCCAAUUACGGAAACGGAAGGGGACGAUGGUGAACCCCACAGAAUUACCUCCUAAUUCUCCAACAAUCGUGAAGAUCAACUCAAACGAUACAUACACUGAGGAGAUGCUACCUAGUGGGGAGAUUGUUAGAAUCAGGAAAGACAGCCAAACCUCUGGUAAUAGCGAUCAAUUUUCCAAUCGUGCUUAUCGCAAGAUUUUCAGAAGCUCCAAGAACAAAGAUGUCGAAGGAGAUGAUGGUGUCUCUGGUAUGAACGGUCACAGCAUUGACGAGAUUCUUCGUGAGAGGCAGCGGGGUUUGGAAGAAGGUGAAGAAUGAGAAGGACCGAAACUUGAUGAGGUUGAAAGAUUUUAUAGAAAAGUUUGGAAUUUUGGAUUUUUAUUUUUAUUUUUGCAAGUACUCUUUACUAAACUAAUGGAAAAA
Pichia membranifaciens NRRL Y-2026 is the source of this 5404-nucleotide messenger RNA. RefSeq lists its product as hypothetical. Bases 26 to 5299 code for a protein of 1757 amino acids. Gene Ontology annotation, biological process: intracellular protein transport; phospholipid translocation; endocytic recycling. NCBI's taxonomy places the organism in Eukaryota, Fungi, Ascomycota, Pichiomycetes, Pichiales, Pichiaceae. Gene Ontology annotation, molecular function: ATP hydrolysis activity; ATP binding; magnesium ion binding. The record is from RefSeq and is a predicted model, not a curated record. The transcript has a single exon. Gene Ontology annotation, cellular component: plasma membrane.